GUCAUCCCAACUGCGGAUCACUUGUCCAGCACUUUAUAACAGGCUCCUCGGUCCAGAAUUUUGGAGUCUUGGUCUCAUUUUGUCUGCUAGAGACACAGGAAGUGUCCCGCUGCACCACAUUCCGUCUGGACAGAUGAAGAUGUCUUUGUGAGAGUUUGGGCACAUUGUUUAAGGAGCACCACGUUUCAGAUUCAACCAAAUGCACCGACUCUGACCUCGGGUUUCUGCUGCUGAGAGGAUAUUGGAAAUAACCUACAAUCUCACUCAUUUGCCACUGGGCACUUUUUCCCCCCGUUAUAGUGUUUUAAAUUUGUUUUAAAAUGUCACUAACUGUAACUGACCUGUCUCAAGGGAAGAUGACAGAGUUUCAGGAGGAGCUCCGUCAGCAGCAUGAGCUGUCCAUGCACAGGGAGCUGGAGACGCUGCUGAGCACAGUCCAGGGAACGGAGGCGGAGAUCGCCAGAAAGGAUUUUGAGGGUUUUAAGAAGCUCUUUCACAGAUUCCUUCUGAAGGAAGGUCCCUCAGUAGACUGGGCCAAGAUCCUUAGGCCCCCUGAAGAUUCGAUCCAGCCCUAUGAGAAGAUCAAGGCCAGGGGUCUCCCUGAUGACAUUGCUGCCAGCCUCAACAAGCUGGUGGUAGUCAAACUGAACGGGGGUCUCGGGACCAGCAUGGGCUGCAAGGGCCCCAAGAGCCUCAUCAGCGUCCGCAACGAGAAUACAUUUCUGGACCUGACUGUUCAGCAGAUAGAGCACCUGAAUAAGUGCUUUAAAACCAACGUGCCACUCGUGCUGAUGAACUCCUUCAACACAGAUGAGGACACCAAGAAGAUCCUGAAGAAAUACGCUCACCACCGUGUCAAAAUACACACCUUCAACCAGAGCAGGUACCCACGGAUCAACAAGGAAUCACUCCUACCCAUUGGCAAAGAUCUUGGGAUGACUGGGGAGAACGCUGAGGCCUGGUACCCUCCGGGUCACGGUGACACCUAUGCCAGCUUCUACAACUCGGGUCUCCUGGACAAACUCAUUGCAGAGGGCAAAGAGUACAUCUUCAUCUCCAACAUUGACAAUCUGGGGGCCACCGUGGACCUUUUCAUCCUCAACCACCUCAUGUCCCAGCCACCCGACAGGCGCUGUGAGUUCAUCAUGGAGGUCACAGACAAGACCAGGGCUGAUGUCAAGGGUGGCACCCUGAUCCAGUAUGAUAACCAUCUGCGACUCCUGGAGAUUGCCCAGGUGCCCAAGGCCCACGUGGAUGAGUUCAAGUCGGUCACCAAAUUUAAGAUCUUCAACACCAACAACCUGUGGAUCUCUCUCCCUGCUAUCAAGAGAGUGCACGAGAAGAACGCCAUGGACCUGGAAAUCAUCGUCAACCCAAAGACACUGGAAGGAGGGCUGAAUGUGAUUCAGUUGGAGACGGCCGUGGGUGCGGCCAUCAAGAGCUUCGACAACGUCCUGGGCAUCAACGUCCCGCGCAGCCGCUUCCUGCCCGUCAAGACAACCUCCGACCUGGUGUUGGUCAUGUCCAACCUGUACAGCUUGGAUGCUGGAUCACUCACCAUGAGCAGGGAGAGAGAAUUCCUCACCACGCCUCACGUCAAACUAGGGAGAUCUUUUACCAAGGUCCAAGACUACCUGACGAGGUUCGACAGCAUACCAGACAUAUUGGAACUGGACCACCUCACCGUGUCAGGUGACGUCACCUUCGGAAAGAACGUAUCACUAAAGGGAACAGUCAUCAUAAUAGCCAACCACGGCGACAGGAUCGACAUUCCUGCCGGGGCUGUCCUGGAGAACAAGGUUGUGUCAGGGAAUCUUCGCAUCCUGGACCACUGACAUCUGCCGAGGAGAAAAAAAGCCAUUUGCACCUUAAAGAGACUCCUGGUCAAAAACAAAGCUGUUCCUCUUCACCAAUAUUUGACAGGACAGUUACUGAGAGGAAAAAAAACGGUUUUAAUAUGUUUGCACCAUCUUCAUGUUCACUUAUCCAUCCAUCCAUCCAUUUUUCAAGUCGCUUCACCACAGCAGGAGCAUGAAUGUCACCCUUAAAAGGUCAAGGGUCAAGUUCAAUGUUCUCAGUGGGAUUUCCCGCCUGAAAAGCCAUGUAUUGGUUGGGCACAUAACACCAACACAUUAGCUAUGAGCCCCAUCCAAAAAACUUCAUGUUAGCGAAAUGAAAUGACCCUACCUAUGUCUGAGCCAACAUCGGAUCUCUUUAUUUUAUGUUAAUAAAAGUGCAAUGUG
This is a messenger RNA of Lampris incognitus (smalleye Pacific opah), 2243 nucleotides long. RefSeq names its product UTP--glucose-1-phosphate uridylyltransferase-like. Gene Ontology annotation, biological process: glycogen metabolic process; UDP-alpha-D-glucose metabolic process. The transcript has 10 exons. Bases 321 to 1835 code for a protein of 504 amino acids. Gene Ontology annotation, cellular component: cytoplasm. The record is from RefSeq and is a predicted model, not a curated record. Gene Ontology annotation, molecular function: UTP:glucose-1-phosphate uridylyltransferase activity. NCBI's taxonomy places the organism in Eukaryota, Metazoa, Chordata, Actinopteri, Lampriformes, Lampridae.